This is a messenger RNA of Toxorhynchites rutilus septentrionalis, 1848 nucleotides long. RefSeq names its product lachesin-like. The record is from RefSeq and is a predicted model, not a curated record. Gene Ontology annotation, cellular component: neuron projection. Bases 488 to 1666 code for a protein of 392 amino acids. Lineage: Eukaryota; Metazoa; Arthropoda; Insecta; Diptera; Culicidae. The transcript has 9 exons.
ACCUGGUGCGGUUCGGAGUGUGUCGGCGGUGGGAUAUAGCUUUCUUGGUCAACUACUUGGGUUGUGGUUUCUCCGCCGGGCGAGAACUGGCUGACGGAGUUGGCUUCCCGCGGCUGUGUUUGAAGUGAUUUCAAUUAAGUAUGCUGAUGAGAGCGGAUAAUGCUAGCGGUCAAUGCUUUUGACAAUUAUCCGGCAGUGCGACUACUGGAAUACGGGAGUGGACGGCUUCAAAUCCAACCCGCUGCCGCCGCUUGUGAUGACGACGGUUAUGAUGAUUAUAAUGAUCGGUGGUGACCGAAUGGGCCAGGGACACGAUGGUUGGGGUCAAACGUAUAAUUAAAAGAAAUAAUUAAACGACGUGUGGCGCUGCGCGAGAUUUCGGCAUCGAGAAGCAAAGUACUAACUUAAUUGCUGCGUCUCAGAGGAGCUGCGGAUUUUUACCCCGUCAAUUUCUGAAGUAGGAAUAACGAGUCCUGCUGCGAGUGCUAUGGCCCCAAUAGUGCGAAUGGUGGCAAUGCUGCUACUCGAGUUCGUCACCACUUGUGUACAGAAGGAUGUUUCAGGCGUCGACCCCAAAUUCAGCGCACCGAUUUCCAACGUGACCGUUCCGGUUGGGCGGGAGGGCGUGAUGACGUGCACUGUUCACGAUUUGCACAAAUAUAAGGUCGCGUGGCUUCGAGUGGACACUCAAACGAUACUGACGAUCGAAACGCUGGUCAUAACCAAGAGCGAGCGGAUUUCCGUCACCCACACCGAGCAGCGCAUCUGGCAGCUUCGGAUCAAGGACAUCAAAGAGUCCGACAAGGGUUGGUACAUGUGUCAGAUCAAUACCGACCCCAUGAAGAGCCAGAUGGGAUAUCUCAACGUCGUGGUUCCGCCGGACAUUCUGGACUACCAAACCAGCCAGGACAUGACGGUUGUGGAGGGCUCGAACGUUACCUUGACCUGCACUGCGACGGGCGUCCCCAGCCCGACGAUACUGUGGAAGCGUGCCGGCGAAAAGUCGCUCGCCACCGUGGAAAACUCAGGAAUCACCACACACGACGGGUCUGUUUUGAAUAUCUACAACAUUCAACGCCACAAUGCGGGAGCAUACCAUUGCAUUGCUUCGAAUGGUGUCUCGCCAACCGUGAGCAAACGAAUUAUGGUUACUGUCGAUUUUCCCCCAAUUGUGAGGGUACCAAUCCGGCAGUUCACCACCGAAAUAGGCCAGAAAGCCACGCUGGAAUGCUUCAUCGAAGCCCACCCAGAUCCGAUUGCCUACUGGAUGAAGGCGAAGGGUGAAAUUAUUCUACCAGGCGUCAGCGAGGUGAAACAGUUCGCCGAGAAUAUUUACAAAGUAACAAUGCAGAUAGCGAUCCACCUGCAGAAGGCCAGCGAUUUUGGAAUCUACAAGUGUGUAGCCAAAAACGAGCUUGGGGUGGCCGAGGAUGCUGCCAAGAUACAAAAAAGGAUGAGUAGGAUAACAAUUGUGGAUGAACCUCCUACAAUGGUUUUGGAUGAGACUCAUCCAAAUAAUAUUGGAACAGCGGUGAGCCGUCAGAACAAGUUCCGGGAAAUGAUUCUUAGGGCAAAGAGCUCAUCAGUUUCUGCCGCAUCUUUGCAACGGACAAGCGAAUUACUUUUAGCGGUUGCGAUAGUGCUUGCGAGAAUAUGCCACUCUUGAUUCGUGCUUAAUUAAGAGAUAGGAAUGAAGCGCAGAAAAAAUCUAUACGAAUUAUUAACUAGUGAAAAUAAGUGACAAGCUAUCCGAAACAAUACGAUCAAAAUUGUUAAAUUUAUGAAUUAGCCGUUGUAAGAAAUUUGCCAUUGAUAUUUAUGAUAUAAAGCUGUAAAUACAAUCCGAGA